AUAUAUUAUACAUUUUUCAUUUUCGAAUUCAAAGAACCAAAGAGUUCACUAUUGCACAUGUGUACAAUUUGUAUGUUACAGGUGCUCUGUAGCUGUAUCCUGAUUUGCAGUGGUUGGAAAUUCAGACAUCAUGGAAUAUUCGACAGUCAGUGGUGGAGUGGCUGGUCACUUUAUAACUAUAAAUCGGCAACAUGGAAGACCCUGUUCUCGUCACAACCUAUAUCAAAUUCUUCAGUUGACUUCAAUUCAACAGCGAUGGAUAUGGAUCCUGCAAUGCGACUAAGUAUGAAGGCACCAACUGGUGAAAUAAAUCACAUUACUGAUAUCAUGAACAUAUCUACACACCAUGUUUUGGAGUGCAACCGAGAAUGUAUGGCAAGAGAGAAUUGUACCUUUUUUGUGUAUAGCAAACAGGAACAACAAUGUGGUUUGUACAAGGAUGACGAGGAACACGGAAACGUUAUCCAGUGCUCUCAGGACAUGUUUUGUUAUUUUGUCUGGGUAUAAAUUCUGUAAACAUUUAGCUUUGUGAAAAUAUUUUGUUAUUAACUAGAAAUAACACUUUCAUCUUCAUCUAUGCAACUUUUGAGCACCUGAGAUCACCCCAAGUAUUUGGUGGGGUUCGUGUUGCUUAGUCUUUAGUUUUCUAUGUUGUGUCUUCUGUGCUCUUAUUUGUCUGUUUGUCAUUUUAUUUUAAGCCAUGGCGUUGUCAGUUUAUUUGCAAUCUAUGAGUUUGAUUUUCACUCUGGUAUCUAUCGUCCCUCUUUUGAAAUGGGAAACUCAUAAAAAAAACCAAGAGAUGUUGUAUGAUUUGCCAAUGAGACAAUUAGAAUCACGAGACCAUAUAUAAAACCUGUUAAUUGCUGAAAAUGAUUUUUUUUUGUAUUUCUAUGAAGCUUUUGUAUCACAGAUUUGUAAUUCCAAUAUAAUGGAAUUUGAUGCGACUGUCAUACAAGUGUGAGGUUUAGCUAGCUAUAAAACGAGGUUCACUUCACCAUUUUCUACAUCAGGAAAUAUCCGUACCAAGUCAGGAAUACGACAGUUUUUGUCCAUUUGUUUGAUGUGAUUCAGAUUUUGUCAUUUGAUUGGGACUUUCAGUUUUGAAUCAUA
Molecule: messenger RNA, 1110 nt
Organism: Mytilus trossulus (common blue mussel)
Lineage: Eukaryota; Metazoa; Mollusca; Bivalvia; Mytilida; Mytilidae
Exons: 3
Coding region: 58-507 (149 amino acids)
Source: RefSeq, a predicted model, not a curated record